Messenger RNA from Homarus americanus (American lobster), 1218 nucleotides. RefSeq lists its product as uncharacterized. Gene Ontology annotation, molecular function: toxin activity. NCBI's taxonomy places the organism in Eukaryota, Metazoa, Arthropoda, Malacostraca, Decapoda, Nephropidae. The transcript has 7 exons. The record is from RefSeq and is a predicted model, not a curated record. The coding region runs from base 109 to 1092 and encodes 327 amino acids.
UUCCCCCUUACCCCCACUGGUCGCACCCCACUUGUCUUGUGACGCCUCCCUCAGAGUCCCUCUCAGCUCAGCUUGGUUCAGUCUUCUCUCUCGUUGAACACAAGGACGAUGAAGAGCACAUGGCUGUGUGGUGCGGCGGUGGUGGUGGGGAUGACGCUGGCCCUCUGUUCCCUCACUAGCCCUGCCGACGCCUAUGUCACUGCCUUCCCCGACGAACCCGACAUUGAUGGAAAACUGAUCACGGUGGGCUUCGCCGUGGCUAAAUUCCUGGCAGGGCUGGUGCCUUACCCGACAGUGUCCGCCCUCCUGCUGGCCAUCAUCAACGCCUGGGAACCCAAGCCCGAGGACAACUACUGGGAGCACGUCAAGGAUAACGUGGCAGAGAUGUGUGGGGAGUUCAUUAACGAGCACAACUUCCAUCAGGUGGAGAUCUAUAAGGAGGACCUCAUGUCUCUCCUCAGCAAGUACACGCGGGCGGACGCGGUGAGCGACGGGACGUACCCAGACAAGAACACAGUAGCGGACGCCAUCACCACCUCCAUCAUCACCAACCGGUUCCUGGUGGAGGCCUCCGAGAGGCCCUGGUCCUUGACUGUUGACUUCGUCGAUAUCGCCAGCGUUCACAUCACCAUCCUCAAGGACGCAGCAGAUUCAUACACGCAAGUGGGAGGCGAGAUCUCCCGCUGGUGGGUGGACCUCUCACGUCAACUGAAACACUACAUCGAGUACGGUGUCUACCUCGAGCACGAGACCCUGAAAUGGAGGAACACCCAGAUCGAGUGUUACUUCGACGAGGGUAACUGUGGGGCCCCAGGGUCUGAGAGCAAGACAUGCUAUGACAUAUACAGGAUCACAGACAACGUGAAGGGUUACACAGAGACGUGUAAGCAGAUCCACCCGGCCCACAAGGAGGACGGGGCAUGCGCCAAGUUCUGUGACCUGUACCAGACCAAGGUGGACUUUGAGUCCGUGCGCUGGCUCAACUUAAACUUGGACGCUAUGUUGGACGAGUGGUCCUUCCUCAAGCAGAGGGCUGAUGCUCUCGCCAAGAAAGCCUCCCAGUACUACAACCCCCUGACGAAGGACCUGUAGAGGCGAGGCCACCUGAACACUGUGGGACGCCUACUGACCUCAGGGUUGAUGCUCUCACUGGUUUUACCCAGUAAACAACCCUAAUGGAGAUUAUCUUAACGCAUAUGGAAAUAAAAAAGAACUUUA